AUGGCAAGCCCAUGGUCAAAGGUGGAGGAAGAAAGACAGGAGUCGGUUGCGGCGGCGUUCCUUCAUGCCUGGAACGCCUACAAGGUGCACUGCUGGGGCAAGGACGAGCUUAGACCAGUCUCCAAGACCUGCAGCAAUGACUUCGGAGGUUUGGGCGUACAAAUCAUCGAUGCCCUGGAUUCCUUGUGGCUGCUGGGGCUACAGGAG
This is a messenger RNA of Symbiodinium pilosum, 207 nucleotides long. The record is from the annotation of a GenBank genome assembly. Lineage: Eukaryota; Dinophyceae; Suessiales; Symbiodiniaceae.